This is a messenger RNA of Poecilia latipinna (sailfin molly), 3084 nucleotides long. It is a transcript of the gene stk33, whose product is annotated as serine/threonine kinase 33. The record is from RefSeq and is a predicted model, not a curated record. Gene Ontology annotation, molecular function: protein kinase activity; ATP binding. Gene Ontology annotation, biological process: protein phosphorylation. NCBI's taxonomy places the organism in Eukaryota, Metazoa, Chordata, Actinopteri, Cyprinodontiformes, Poeciliidae. The coding region runs from base 25 to 1458 and encodes 477 amino acids. The transcript is spliced from 12 exons.
UAAGCAGAUGUUAUUAAGGAAGGCAUGAGUUAUCGGUCGACAGCGACCCCUGGUGCUACAUCUAACAGGGAGGUUCCUGUUAUACGCCUCCAAGCGGAUUCAGAACUCUGGAAAAUUUAUGAAUUUGGAAAGACAUUGGGUCAAGGAAGUUUUGGAAUUGUUUAUGAAGCCACUCACAUCGCGACACAAACAAAAUGGGCGAUAAAGGAGGUUCGCAAACCAGCGGCAGGAAGUUCAAAGUUUAAGAUGUUGGAUAACGAAAUAAACAUCCUCAAGCAAGUAGACCACGCCCACAUAAUACAUCUUGAAGUAACCUACAAUACACCUACGAAGAUUUGUCUGGUCACUGAGCUCUGCAGAGGAGGCACCCUGAAGCAGCAGCUCCAUCAAAAAAAAUUCUUUACAGAGGAUGAAACGAGAAAAAUUAUAUAUUGUUUAGCUGAUGCAGUCGUCUACCUUCAUAAAAGAGAUAUAGUGCACCGGGACCUGAAACUUGAAAACAUUCUUGUGAAGAAUUCUCCUGAUGAUAAUGAGGACUGGUUUGACAUUAAGGUGGCAGACUUUGGACUGUCGGUGAAGGCAGACGGUGUUGGGAUUAGGAAGGUAUUGACGGAUUCCUGUGGGACUCUCCUCUAUAUGGCCCCUGAAAUGAUGAGUGGCCGCGGUUACAGCCAUUGGUGUGAUGUAUGGAGCAUCGGAGUCAUUAUGUUUAUGCUGCUUUGUGGAGAGCCUCCAUUUCAUUCCAAAUCAAAGGAGAGACUGGUCAGGAAAAUUAUGCGCAAGCAAGUAAAAUUUACUCAACCCGUUUGGGCCACAGUUAGUGAUGGAGGAAAAUAUGUCCUGACUUGCCUUCUGAAGACUGACCCUGCUUACCGCUUGUCUGCUCAUCAACUGCUAGAUCAUCCCUGGAUUACAGGUGACACAACUGUGCCUUUGGGCCCGAGCAACGUGUUGGAGAUGAUGAAACACUAUGUGGGAAACGAAGACGGUAAUAAUGAAGAAGAAAAUGAGACUGAGAAUGACUCUGUGUCCACCUCUUCGGAGGACGAUGAGGUGCCAGGCCUGGACAUUAUCUGCUUGCCCUCAAAGAAAAGCAGCCCUUGUGAGUCCACAAAAGCUGCAAAAGCGAAGGUUCAACCCUCAAAAGGUUCAAAAGUAAAGAUUUCCCCUGAGAGAAGCACCUCCAGACCGUCCACAUCCACCAAGCUGAGUCUUAGUAUAAAAAGUUCAACCCUGCUGAGUUCAAUAUCGGAAAAAUCUGAAGACAAGACGGAUGCAACCAGUCUCUCAACAAAGUCAGAGAAGGGACAUUCAUCUAGCCGUAAAACAGAAACACCUCUGCCACAUGGCAAAGCAAAAAAGCAACACAGAAAAAAAAGGUCAAAAAAGGGCAAAUCCAGCUCAUCAGAGCAAAAAAUCAAAACGAAAGAAAAAAAAGAAAUAAAGGGGAAAAAAUGAGUCGAAUCAAUCAUAUGAGAAAACGUAGAAGGGAAUCGUCGUGUUUUGAUAAUUUUAAUAUUUAUGCAUUUCUGUUUUUUUUUGUUUUUUUUUAUGUUUGGUUGUAGCAGAUGUGAAUGUAACUGCAAUCAGUGGUGCUACCCCAGCUGUGCUGGCUGGGGAGGAAGCAGGGGCUGCAGUGUUCAAGGAACGGUCCUCAUAUGUAAUGUGACAAUAGUUCAAUAUGAACAAACCUAUUGCACUUUGGGUGAGCAUCCUGAGCAGUGCUACCUUGUGCCAAUGCGGAGGCCCUACUCUGAGCUGUUUUUCCCGCUAGACACAAGUAAAAUCAUCAGACAGGUAAAAUAUGUUUUUUUUUUUUUUUUUAUUAAGAGAAGUUAACAUGGGAGAAUGAAUACUUUCUUAUCAGAGUCUACCGAUACAGUUACCUUACAGGAAGAUAGAUUCAGUGAGAAAAAGUUACCUUGGAAACUUACACAAAGUGAAUGCAGUAGUCAUUUGUUUAUUGCUGCUAGCAAAUAAUAUAAAUGUUAUCUUUUUACUUUUACCCUCUGCUAAUAUUUUCCUUUUUACAUUGUAUUCUUAUCUUGUUUCACUGCUACAUGCACAGAUAGGGAAUAAAACGAUAGAAAUGAACCAAACCUGAAACAGACUUGGCACCAGGCUAAAUGUAGUGUGUGAAUUCUAUUUUACAUAUGCGCAUGCUACUGUGGCACAUGUACACACAUCCAGGGCUUGAUUUGUGUUUUAAGAAUUACAUAUUUAACUGCAGGGACACUAAAACAGAACACAAACGAUUAGUUUGGAUAUCAUUUCACAACACCGAACUAUGCAAUAGGGAUUUUGCUCCCUUUGUGCUCUGACCUCUCAAUCCCAAAGCGUUGCAUAUGCAGUGACUGCACCCACUCAGUGUCAAAACAGAGAAACUGUCACACAGGCUGGUUACGCUCCAUCUAAAUGCAGAGGAUUGGGACUGAGGGCAGCCACGGGUCUAAUCUCGUUUGGAGGCCACUGAAAGCAGCAGCAGCUACUUUGAGGGCACUGCCAUUCAAGCACAGGUUUUUUUUUUUUUUUUUCCCCCCGCUGUAGAGAGAAUAAUCCCCAGCACAGAUACAACAUUAACGUAUCCAAGCAUAACACACAGAGGGUGAAUUUCAAAUCCACCCAUUUGCAUCUUGAAGUGAAUGAGUGCCAACAAUGGGCCCGUGUUCCUCCACAGGCUUUAUGUUUUAGUGCACAUGUGAGAAUGUAGCCUGAUCAGUUUUAUAUUUAUGUUUUUUAGGACACAAGCGAUUGUUGAUAAAAGCUGCUUGCCAAAAAAAAAGCAAAAAAAACAAAAAGGACUGCUCUGCUACUGCGGCGUUACUGACACGCUGAAUGUCUCUGGUUUACUCAGAUUGCCAUAAAACAGCAGAUGGAGCUGUAUUUAGUUGCUGAAUUCAUUAAUUUGAGCUGUACCUAAAGCUACCUAAUUUUCAGCAUGAGGAUGUGUAAUUAGAAUUGAGUGCUUGAGCCACUGCCCAUUAAAAAAUGUGAUUUCCAUGUAAUCUGUCUCUAAUUAAUAUGUUGUAUGCUUACACCUCGACGGUCCAUGCAGUUAAAAUAAAGUUAAGACGCGACUCCUGU